Mesorhabditis belari is the source of this 3330-nucleotide messenger RNA. NCBI's taxonomy places the organism in Eukaryota, Metazoa, Nematoda, Chromadorea, Rhabditida, Rhabditidae. The record is from the annotation of a GenBank genome assembly.
AUGGAAAUAGAUGAGGUUGAAGAGCAGAAAGACAAUUUCGAGGAGAUGUCGAGUGAAGGCGUGAGGGAUUUUGGAAUAGAUGACGAGCUCUUGCUACAAAUAAAUGAGCAAAAAAGAGAGGGCAUGUUUGUAUCGGCGUGGCAAGAGGACGAACAAGGCAUCUACGAAAAGGAUCAAAGUUCUCCGAUCGAGGCCUUUCUUACAGCCGCCGAAGAAGGAAAACUUGACGAUGUAAAACGCAUGCUUGGAGAGAGCCCCCAUUUACUGAACGCGACAGAUUGUGAUGGAUACACGGCUUUGCAUCGAGCCUCCUACAAUGAUCACGGUGAUAUUGUCGAUUUUCUUUUAGACCAAGGCGCAAAUCUAGAAGCUAGAACCAACGAAAACUGGACACCGCUUCAUUCUGCAUGCAACUGGGCAAACUACGAGAUUGUUGGGCGAUUGUUAAGUAGGAAUGUGGAUGUUAAUUUAAUGAGCAAGGGAUUGCUAACGCCUCUACAUAUUGCUUUGUGCUCACAAGAAGAUGCUGAAAGAAUAUUUCACACCGUUCGUUAUCUACUCCAGGCUCCAGGCAUUGAUCUAUCUGCUAUUACCGGUGGCGGCGAUUCAUCUCUCGAUUUGGCUCGAAGAAAUCAACCGCGCUGUUUUGAAUUGAUCGCAGAAAGGUUGCAGCCUUGGCUGAUGCUCCGCAUGUUUUUUGGUGGUGGGGGCGGGCCGGAUCCAGCCGAUGAUAAUGGAGCCGAAGUGGUGGAAAGACUUGUUGAGCGGGUCGAAACUUGCACUGGCAUCGAGGAUCGUCGAGAUGCACUCCGUGGUUUACGAAAUUUGGCCAAAAAACAUCGCCUUGCAGUUGGUACAUUGGGACUCAACGCUUUUAUGGACAUACUAACUAAAGAGAGAAAUGCGAUCGAUCUUUUAUCGCUUACACUUGAGGUUCUUUUAUUUGUUAUAAACGGUGAUGAUGAUGUUCCUGAAGAAGACGAACUGGGAGAAAGACUUGCUGAGGUAAUGCUCAAGCGACCUCAAUUUAUUUCGGCCGUUCUUGCCACUUUGGAGCAAUAUGAAUUCGCUGUGAGACGUAUUUCGGUUCAAUUGCUCACGUCUUUGUUGCGUCAUCGAGGAACCGAAGUGCAAAAUGCGGUAAUUCAACAGCCGAUGGGAGUUACGCGUCUUGUGGAUCUUGUUCACGAUAACCGAGAGGUUGUUCGAAACGAGGCCAUUCUACUACUUUGCGAACUUUCACGAGCACAUUCCCAAUUGCAACAGCUACUUGCCUACGACAAUGCUUUCUCCAUACUCAUUGACAUUGUUGACUCUGAGCCAAUUGACAGUAUCGUCAUUGAAGAUUGUCUUUUUGUGAUUCUGAACUUGCUUCGCAAAAAUGCGAAUAAUCAGCAGCUUUUUCGGGAAAAUCAGUUAAUCAUGCGACUCCGUGGACUUCUCGGAUCUUUGGCUUUUCCAGAAGACGUCGAUGAAGGCGCCGAGUGGGCUAAACAGCGAACCGCAAAUUUGAUUUUUCUUUUGCAGGUCAUCCGAGCUCUUGUUUCACCAGAUAACGUUCAAGCAAAUACACACGCUUCCCAAAAGAUCAUGCAUCAAACUCAAAUUUUGAGCGAACUUUGUCGAGUAUUGUUGUCAGAAAUUGGAGUAUCAGUGGAGGUUUUAACUGAAACGGUGAUCGCGGUGGCAGAAGUGAUUCGAGGAAAUUAUACCAAUCAAGAGUAUUUUGCAAGCAACACUUUGCUUACAGCGGAAGGAAGUCAACGACCAGCGCUCCUUGUUUUGCUCCUUUCUUUGACUGCCGAGCGUCAACCAUUCAAGCUGCGUUGUGCCGUCUUCUACGCUUUCCUUUCUUACCUACAUGAUAACGAAUUUGGAAAAACAAAGAUUGUUGAAACUCUUCUUCCGGCAGCUCAUGCACCAGACUCACUUUCAACUGGCAGUCUAGUUGUUCAGGCGCUAACCUCUUCGGAGUCUGUUCAAUCUUGGUUCGGAGCCGUGUGCCUUUUGCAUUGCCUUCUUGAUGUAGAGCAUCUGGGGGAACAACUGUUGCGAGUUCAACUUUCAUUGACGGUUGAUGAGGCACCACAGCCACUGCUCUUCCACAUUGUUCGCAUGCUGAUUAAUCUUGGCGUUAGACGUCCACAACAACGCGCGGGACUUUUACAACUACUGCUCACUUGGUGUCUUCGGUGUCCGACGGCUGUCGCUCGCCUUGUUUUGGAAGCCGAUUUCUUGAAUUAUCUUACGAUGCAAAUUGUGGAAGAAUGUGGCGAAGGAAAUGAAGGUGAACAAAUGGUUGUGCGUGGAUUGGCAGCUUCUCUUCUUUUGGUCUUUUUGCAAAAUGCAAAUGAUGAGAAAACACGAAGUUCGCUAGAAGCUCUCGUUAAACGACGUGUUGGUGUUCAAAUUUGUGCUGAAGCCGUUGAAGGUGUAGCCGCAACUGAACCAUUUGUGAGAGCCGCUCAAAGACCUCAACCUCUAGCUAAAGCACCUGGCGAUUUAUUCUUGGAUCAUCACUUUGUCAAGCUAUUCAAAGCGCACGAGCCGGCUCUUGUUAAAAUGGUCCACUCACUUGAUACUGCGACUACGGUCACGGCAAACAACGAUACGAUUAUCCAAUCAUUCAAGGAUUUGAUCAAACGGCAAGAUGAAGAAAUUUCAGUGCUGAAGACUGAUUACAAAAGAGCUCGUGAAGAGCUUGAAGGAUUAAAAGCUCAACAGGCUUCUGCUUCUACUCUCAAACAAGAACUGGAGGAUGCUAGAGCUCAGCUAGAGAACGCCAAUCAGAAAACUACAAAUAACGAGCAACUUGAGCAUCAAAUCACCCAUCAGAGAAAUAUCAAUCAACAAUGGGUGGCAGAAGUGGAGAAGUACAAACAAUGGGCUCAGCAAUGGCAGUCUUUCCAAGUUUCCCAGAUGCCAAAUGGUGGCAUUGAUGCUGGCCUACAACAACUGCAGGCUCAAAUUGCCGAAUUGGAACAACAACUCGGUUAUGGAUGGCAGGCUUAUGAGGCACAAAGUCAACAAAUUCAACAACAAAUUGCUGCUACACAAGGCUGGAAACAGAGAUCAGAGGAAUUGGAACAGGCUUAUAACCAAUUACGUGCAGACAUGGAACAAUUGAAAACUAACUUUACAAAUGGUCCUCAAAAUCCAACUAUUAACGGGCACACUACUGAUGCAAAGACUGAAGAUGAACUCCGGCGAAUCAAAGACGAACAAGAGGAUUUACUCGUCCUUUUAGCCGAUCAGCAUAAUAAGCUUUCAUCAUACAGGAAACGCCUGAAAGCGAUGGGACAAGUGGUUUCUGAAGACGAGGACGAAGAA